Molecule: messenger RNA, 3478 nt
Organism: Babesia bovis T2Bo
Lineage: Eukaryota; Apicomplexa; Aconoidasida; Piroplasmida; Babesiidae
Product: variant erythrocyte surface antigen-1 beta subunit
Exons: 12
Coding region: 26-3442 (1138 amino acids)
Source: RefSeq, a predicted model, not a curated record
ACUCUCAAGAAGGGGUGGUAACAUAAUGUCUAAGCCCUGGACGCCUUACGACAGCCUCACCACCGCUCCCACCAACCUCAAGGAGGCCAUUGACUGGGUCCUGAGGGUAACUGGUAAGGAUGGUAAGAAGAAUGAGAAGCCAACGGCAAGCACUAGCAAUGGCCCCCACUGUCUGUGCUACCUGGCCAAGGCAGUGAAGGACCUACUGUACGAUGCCAAGGACCCGGAGUACCCUGGUCCCAGUCCUAAGAGGUACUGGAGUGACAUACUCCUAGAGCAGGAGAAGACAUUAGUGCUACCAGUGCUCACGGACCUGGGACUCCUAAGUGUUGGCAGCACUAGUGCAGCUAGGGAUACCUGCGCCGGUGGCACCGAGGUCAUAAAGGCACUGAUAGACCACUUGGCACAGGGACUACAGAAGUGGGUUGGGUGGCAAGAAAAAGGAGAUGAGUGUUGUCUUAAGGGAACAAGUGGAAAGAGUAAGGGUAUAGGAAAGGAAUGUAAAUGUGUUGGUGGUACCUGUUGUAGUCCCGGUGGUAGUGCUGCUACUACUUGUCAUGACUGUAGAACAUGUGGUACCAGUAAUGCUGGCCAAAAAUGCUACCUCUCGGCCUAUUGCAAAACAAAAUCCACCUCUGGUAGUGGCAGUAGUGGUUCCGGUAACGCUGAAGGUGACUACUACUGGCCCACCAUAUCCAGUGACUCCACCAAAGUCCACCUCCUGGCCCGUAUUUUCCUAGGGUCAGUAUGUCUCAUCUGGAGUGGACUCAGUCAGUUGGGGUUCCUGACGGGUGGUAGCGAGAGGUGGGAUAAGAGUAGUUUGCACUCAUUAGAGGCUGGUGACAAUAAGGGUCUCGGCUCAUUCAUGGCGGCCAUGGGCUAUGACCUGGACAGGUUGAAUGGGAGUGGUCCAGAUAAGAAGGGGCAGUUUGUGCAAAAAUUACUAUCGGGAACGGAACCUAGUGGCGGCAAAGGUAUCCAAUGGAAAGAAUUCGCCGGUAAGAGUGCUUCUCAGAAUAGUGUAGCUGAGUACUACAGUAGUAUCUAUGGCAAAGCAAAGGAGGCUGGCAAAGGCAGUACUGAAUCCAUUUGUAAGGAUUAUCCCCUAUUGGUACUCCACAUCCUGGCCAGUGGGUACUUCAGGGCAGGCAGUGCCGGGGCAAAGAAUGUCAUCCUGGCGCCUAAAGCGGCACCUAAGAAAGAAGAAACUCCCUCUCCUAGGAAACCUAGGACCAUCCGUGAGAUCCUCUACUGGCUAAGUGCAUUGCCCUAUAGUCAGGGAUACAAGGAAUUGGUGGAUAGGAUGCAAGAUAAGACGGAUCAAGUGACCAAUGGGAACUCUGAACAAGAUAAGGAUAAGAUACAGCUAUACGAUGAGAAAAGUGAGAAGACGGAGCUCAAACAAGACUGUCUCACCCACUACCUAAUGGCCGCCUGUGGCUACUGCCCACUGGUACUCAUCGGUAUCCAGGGGACCAUAGCUACCAGUGGCACUGAAAGUGACAGUACUACAUCAAGUACGGGAAGUACUGCUGGUGCUCCGGAGAAGAAGCAGUGUCCUGAACACAGUAAAGAUCGUAAUAAGAGGUGUAUCCUGGAAGACGCCAACAAGACGACAGAUACUAGCAAGUCACAGUCUACCGACGGCAAACUCAAGGAAGGCCAAGUCUGCUAUGGCGGGUACCACCUGGAAGUAAAGGAUUUCGGCCCCCUCCAUGGGAUGUAUGCCAAUGGGCUCUUUGGCUUCCAGAUGGACAUGUCUUCCGCCCAGUGCCUGGACCAACUGAGGGUAUAUGUCUACCACUGCUUCUACCAGCUCUAUUUCCUAAGGAAGCAGUGUGGCACGGGGGUGGUGGACGGAAGUGUGCUGGGCUGGAAGAGUUGUAGGUAUGGUUUCCAGGUAUCUACCAGGAAGGCAGGAGUUAGCAGCGGUGGAGCCGAUAAUAAGAAUUGGAAGUGCAAGCCAUUAGAGAAUGGUGGUAACAGUAAUGAUAACCAAGGGGGUAGUCCUAAUCAGAAUAAUGGACAAAAGUGCAACUGCCUGGGAAAGGGUGCCAGUCAGGGUGGACAUGGAUCUAAUGAUGGCUCACCCCUACAGAGCUUCUUGUGUGAUAGUAUACAUGGGAUGCAUUGUCAUCAUACGGUGGGUAGCGGUGUAGAAAGCUAUCCACCCAUUGAGGAGCACAUGAACAAGAUUGUCACUCCUAGUGGACAAGAAAAAGGGCCUCACAAGCAUUACCCCGAAUUAUGCCCAGUCCCUAUGGGAUGGAGUACGGAUAAGGAGAACCACUUCAAAGAUUUGAAAGACACGCACAAGACAAAGGAUCUGACAGGAGUAGGUAGCAGUGGCACUGCCACUACGUAUCCCGCCCACUGCACUGGGAAUACACUGUCACAUCUCCUGGAAUACUACUGUGACCCCGAAAAGUGCCAUGGCUCCCUAGUGGUACUACUGAGACUGCUGGCAUGUAUUACUCCCACGGUGCCACGGACUCUGGGUGACCUCUUUGGGUUCUAUUACUAUAUAGUCUAUAUUGGGGGAAAGAGUAGUGGUGGUGCUGGACAGGGAGUGCAUGAGAAAUUGAAAGGAUUCGAAUCGGAGGUGGUGCUCUAUAUGGGUAAAGAUAAUGCAGUGGUCGGAGCACUAACCACAUGGAACGGUGACAGUAGUAGUGGUGGUGGUAGUGCUUGUAGCCACGGCACUAAGGAUGGCUCACUAAAGACCCUAUUUGGAUGUAAAGAUGGCACUGGCCAGUGCUCUCAAUACCUCUCUCCUUUGAGUGGCCAGCAGUAUGGCCAGUUGAGUCCCGUGAUGGCCGGGACCUACCUGUCAUGGUUGGUCUAUUUGAUAGGGGAGUUUCAGGGAGGGUUGGGAGAGUUGAGGAAGGAGCUCAUGAAUGUUGAUUGUAAGGGUGAUGGGUGUCAGGGUCAGGCGGGAGGUAGUGGAUGUGGUAACGACUGCCGAAGUGGAAGUCACGGUACUACGUGCAGUGGUGCUGGUAGUGCCGGAGUAUGUAAAUGCACCUCUGUCGUAUCAUGUACCGGGGUACUACCGGUGUUGUACAAGUAUGGAUUUGGGUAUGGUGAUGUCAGUAAGCUGCACAACACUGCUGGAGCAGGUUCGAAGAAGUGUGAUGCAUUCCUAACGACGCUAAAUGGCGUCUUAAAUGGACAGCAUAUCAAGCAUGACGGCACAGGCCUCCACCACGAGAUAAACCAACUCAUCUACAUCACUAGGCGCCCGUGGAUAUUUGUUCUCACGGUAGCGUGGCUAGUAGCGGUACUGUAUCUAGCAUUUGGUGCCAUAUGGCCACUGGACUGGACACAUAUGAGGUCGCAUUGUAGGGGAUGGUUCAGGAAGGGUAGUCUGAGUCCAUGGGAGAUACUGAUGGUGGGCAAUAAGAAGGGAAGGGGGAUAUUGGAGUUUUUUGGUGGGAGGUAGUGGCAAAGUAGUGGCGCCUUCGGCGCCAUAACUAGG